Sphaeramia orbicularis (orbiculate cardinalfish) is the source of this 3450-nucleotide messenger RNA. RefSeq names its product sodium bicarbonate transporter-like protein 11. Bases 165 to 2708 code for a protein of 847 amino acids. The transcript has 20 exons. Lineage: Eukaryota; Metazoa; Chordata; Actinopteri; Kurtiformes; Apogonidae. The record is from RefSeq and is a predicted model, not a curated record. Gene Ontology annotation, biological process: monoatomic ion homeostasis; monoatomic anion transport; transmembrane transport. Gene Ontology annotation, cellular component: basolateral plasma membrane; plasma membrane. Gene Ontology annotation, molecular function: solute:inorganic anion antiporter activity.
CCCCAAACCCAUGUGCUUCUGGAGGAGGUGAUUCCCCUCAAUGUGUGAGUGUAUUUAGACAGUGAGAGGGACCGGUGAGUGAGUGCAGGGUGUUAGGGCGCGAACCAACAGCCAGUAUGAUGGGUUGACCUUUGGAAAGUGUCUCACCUAAAAACCUGAAGAACAUGGAAGCCAAAAAGGUCCUCCAUUUUGUGCCAUCUGAGGCUCCAGCCAGCGGGAGGUCAAAGAAUGGAUAUGUUUUUCAAGAAAUGGAGCUGAAGGACGGGGAGCCGGAGGACUGUGGACAGGAUUCACCUGUCAAGAGCAGCAUCUAUGAAAACCAGAUCAAUAUUUCAGAUGCUGAGGGGCCUGGCUUUGGACUUUUAAACACAACAAGAAAAUAUGUAAAACCAAUGAACUUCCAGGAGGAAGUGCGAGGCCACAGAGACCUGGACGGAUUCCUGGCUGAGGCGAGUAUCCUCCUGGAUGAAAAAGCUGCCACUCUGGACGAGGUCCUGAGGCGAAUGUUGACUCACGUGGUGGUGGACGGACACGCGAGCUGCGACGUGGACGAGGUCAUGAACUCACUGUUCACGGACGCAGGAGGGAAGGAGUUCAAUGUUCACCUUCUGUCAGAGACCAUUCAGGGGGUGACAGCCACUUCCACUGGUGUUCGGUACCAGCAGUCCUGGCUCUGUAUUCUCUCAAAUGUGAGGAGUCUGCAGAGACGUCACGUUUGCAUCGUCCGUCUGGAUAGGCCACAAAACUGGGGAGUCAACUGCUGCGAGGCUCGAUAUGUCAUCCUUAUUCUCGCGCCUCCUAGAACGAAAAGCACCAAGACGUCUAUCGAACUGGGCAGAACAUUUGCGACAAUGUUCUCCGACAUCUCCUUCAGACAGAAGCUUUUGGAGACCAGGACCCAGGAGGAGUUCAAGCAGGAGCUGGUCUACCAGCGACAGCAGCUCAGUAUCAUGACUGAGAAGGUGCUGGUGGAGGAGGUGGUGGACUCCGAUCCACGCAGAGGAAAAGCACUUGAGUGCAUAGAUUUCUUCAAAUUUGGUAAAGGUAUUUAUGAUGACCUCCGUCGCAGACUCCCACUCUACCCGUCAGACUUCACAGAUGGUAUAACGGGGAAAGACCGCUCUCUGCUGAAGUACACUACCACGGCUAUUUUCCUCUACAUUGCCAUUCUGCUGCCUGCUAUUGCUUUUGGCUCAUUGAACGACGAGAGCACAAGAGGAGAGAUUGAUGUUCAGAAGACAAUUGUUGGUCAGAGCAUUGGGGGAGUUAUUUAUUCUUUGUUUGCUGGAUCUCCGCUUGUCAUUCCACUGACCACUGCGCCACUGGCCAUCUUUAUCAGUGUGAUCAGGGGCAUCUGUGAUGACUACGACCUCGACUUCGACGCUUUCUAUGCCUGCAUCGGUUUAUGGAACAGUUUGUUCCUCAUCCUCGGUGGCUUGUUCAAUGUCAGUCUGCUGAUGAAACUCUUCAAGCGCUCAACAGAAGAAGUCAUUGCUUUGUUCAUCUCUAUAGCAUUUGUCGGGGAUGCGGUGAAAGGCACCGUCAAAAUUUUUCAACAUUACUACCAUGGACCCACACUGGCAACGUCAAACAGUACCGUGGUGCUUGAGCAGAUUAAAGAGAUUCUUGAGAAGAUGAACAACCAGACGUUAAACACACCCGAGCUUCACAAUGAGACGGCGUCAGAGGCGGGACAUUUGGACGGACACACGUCAAUCACCCUGCCUGAGUCUCUGGUGUUGUGUACGAGAGAAAGACCCGUCCUCUGUCUGCUGCUCAUGUUGGGGACGCUGGCGUUUGGUUAUUUACUCUACCUUAUCAAGAGGAGCCCGUAUCUGAACGGUAAAGUCAGAGAGGUGGUCUCAGACUGCGCUCUGCCUAUCUCUGUGGUGGUGUUCUCAUUCAUCGGCUCCUACCUUUUCCUCGACAUACAGCUUCCUGUGUUCAGUGUCCACAACGGCCCAGUCUUCAAUUUCCCUCCAUUUGACAAGCUGUCAGGGAUGAACACACUGAGCGCUGUGGGGCUGGGCUUCCUCCUCGCGCUGCUCAUCUUCAUAGACCAGAACAUCGUCAUUUCACUCACACAUGUACCAGAACACAAGUUGCUAAAAGGCACUGCGUUCCACUGGGACUUAAUGCUGACUGGCUUCAUCAACAUCCUCAUGUCCUGUCUGGGGUUGCCAUGGAUGCACGCUGCCUUCCCACAUUCCUCCCUGCACGCCCGUCAGCUGGCAAAAGUGGAACAGCACGUAGAGAACGGACACCUCUACACGACUAUUGUCAGUGUGAAGGAGACACGUCUGACCUCGUUGGCGGCGAACAUCCUGAUCGGCCUGUCUGCCUUCAUGCUGCCUGUUCCUCUGCAGUGGAUCCCAAAGCCCGUCCUCUACGGCCUCUUCCUCUACAUCGCCGCCACUUCACUUGAUGGAAACCAGAUGGUGGACCGCAUGGCCCUGCUGCUGAAGGAGCAGACGUCCUAUCCUCCCACUCAUUACAUUCGCCGUGUACCUCAGAGGAAGGUGCAUUACUUCACGGGGCUGCAGAUGAUCCAGCUGAUCAUCCUGUGUGCUUUUGGGAUGUAUCCUCUACCCUACAUGAAGAUGGUCUUCCCCCUUCUCAUGAUCCUACUUGUUCCUGUCAGGACCAGUUUGCUGCCUAAACUAAUCGACGCCAAGUAUCUGGAUAUUAUGGACGCUCAGCACAUGUAGAAUGAAAGAGCAACGCUACGAAAAGAUGCAUUAUCCUGUGUGUAAGGGAAACAGACUCAGAGCUCAGUGAUUAUGUUAAUGAAAUGCAUUUGGACUGCAAGAUUUCCAUGUGAGUGCUCUACUGGUGGACGGCUGAAGUGGUUAGAUAACCACUUCCACGCCUCAUUUGUUCUCUCCUAGUUGAACACACAUUGUAGCUGAUGUUAAUACGCAACAUUCCUGUAUCUUCAUCGUAUUUUACAAUAUACACAUUUACUGUUUUACUAUUUUUUUUUCUCAGUCACACUUCCGUUUCCAGCUGCUAAAUGGCAGAUGCAGUUUCUUUUUUUUUUUUUUUAAUAAUGAUUGGUUUUUUCUCUUAAUAUAUCAUUUCGUCGUAUGUUGUGUAAUAUUAUUGGAGUUGCUUGGUCUGCGUCUGACUUCAGUUUAAGGUACAAGGCUGAGGAGGUGAUUACAGAUAUGACUUUUCCACUUCAGAAAAUUAUAUUAUUAUCAUUAAGGAGACACAUAUCACAAUAAAGUGCUAUUUUAAAGGUAAUUUUUUUUUUUUUUGCAUGACAAUGUUGGAGUGUAAAAUGAAUCUAUUAUGAAGUAAAUAAAGCUUUUUAAAGGACAAGAAUCAACCUCUUUGAUUAUAAAAAAACAAAUAUUAAUCAGUCAGGUGUCAGUCACCGAUAAAUAACAAGCACGUGCUCAUUUUCUGAAAUACAGUUGUGGAAAAAAUUAUUAGACCAACCUUGUU